Apodemus sylvaticus (European woodmouse) is the source of this 2465-nucleotide messenger RNA. RefSeq names its product small integral membrane protein 15 (gene Smim15). The record is from RefSeq and is a predicted model, not a curated record. The transcript has 3 exons. The coding region runs from base 228 to 452 and encodes 74 amino acids. NCBI's taxonomy places the organism in Eukaryota, Metazoa, Chordata, Mammalia, Rodentia, Muridae.
CCUAGCCCCGCCUCUGGGCGGGACCUGAGCGGAGCGGCUUCCGCUUUCCACUUUCCUGCCUGGCGCUCAUCCAUGUACACAGAUAUAAAAUUUAACCCCCUCCAAAGCAUAUGGUCAAAUCGAAGAAGAAAUAACCAACAAUCAUCUGAGUUGUGAUAGACUCACUGAUAGUGCCAGGGGAAAAUUAGAGAUCACUACUCUAACAUAAGCCCCAGCUUGCUGCAGAGAUGCUCGACAUAAAGGCUUGGGCGGAGUAUGUCGUGGAGUGGGCUGCAAAGGACCCGUAUGGCUUCCUUACCACAGUUGUCCUGGCGCUCACGCCACUGUUCCUAGCUAGUGCUGUGCUGUCCUGGAAGUUGGCCAAGAUGAUUGAAGCCAGAGAAAAGGAGCAGAAGAAGAAACAAAAACGGCAAGAAAACAUCGCCAAAGCGAAACGACUGAAGAAGGAUUGAAGGGGUGAACGGACUGCAGCUAGAGAACACCCCUCUGGGAAAUCUGAGGUUGGGAAGGACUCAGCUUCCAGUCAGUUCCUGAUAGUAUUAUUUAGUAAAUUAAAUCUGACUGUACAGAGAAGUCAUGUUCUGACCUCAGUUAACUAUAAGUCAAUCCUACAGUAACUUUUAGGCUUGGAAAUAAAAGUUUGUUGGUAUCUACUGGCAAGUAUUUAAGCUAGCAUUUAUCAUACAGGUGGAGCAUACCUAAUGUGAAAAUUCAAAGCUCAAAGCACUGUAAAAUCUAACACCUGUGCUCAGCCUCGAUGCCAGGAGCGGAAAGGCCCACAGCCCACUUCGGGAUGGGUUGCAGUCAAAAUACAGGUGUGCUAAAAAAAUACAUGAAGUUAUCUUCACGCCAUGAAAAAUACAAGCAGACCUUGUGUUUAGAAUUGGAUCCCAUCCUCAAGGUAUUAUGAAAUACUUUAAAAUCUGAAAGAAAAAAAAUUAAAACAUUCCAGGUUCGAAGCGUUUUUGUCUUUUCAACCUGUAAUAAAAAGUCUUUAAACUGACAUUUGCCAUUUUGGAGCUUAAAGUACUCAAGUGAAAAGUGAUGAGAAAAUGGUUUUAGAUUAUGAAUGCUAUUUAAAUGGUAGUUUAAAUGGGCUUCAGUUCUGGAUAGAGGAUAUUAGGAAUGUAAAAGAAUUAAUCUUCUGAGGUGAAAAGUUUACUUUGGCUUAAAAAGAGAUACAGUAUAUUAAUCACUUUUUCAAAAUCAUGACUGCUUAUUUUUUGGAAUGGAAGCAUUACUUUCUCAGAUGAAAAUUUUAUUAAUGAGUAUGGCUAUUUUCAUUCUUCUGACUUUAGCUUUUAACACAGCUAGUAAUUAUCAAGAUACUGCAUUUUAAAAGCUAACUUUAUACAGGAUUCUUAUUACCUCGACCAUGUUCAGUACCGCCUACUGGAGAGAAUAACUUCUGCACUCUGAACACUGCCAUGUGCUUAACUGUGUUGCUAAGAGUAACAGACUGCAGAGCCGCAGUGCAGAAGCCUCGUGCUGUUGAUGCUUUGGGUUCUGUCUUAAAUGUGAAACUGUUAAAUGCCACCAGAUGAUUAACUGAUUACAGACACUGCUUUUGUUUUUAUUGUUCAUAACCAAUACAGUAAUGAUGUCCUGUUACUCUUUACUUAACAUAGGUUCAAAGUGAAAAAUCAAAAUUUCAAGUUUACGAAGUCAUACUUCAUAAUUUAAGCCAGUAAAGGUUUAAUUUUGGAAACAUGAUUUUGUGGGUGUAACAGUGGUUACAGGGACUGCAAUAAAAUGGCAGAAGUACAAAGCUGGGGACCUUCCAGUGGCAAUACACACUUGGCUUUUCUAAAUGCAUGGUUGAGCAGCAUUCACUGCAGGAUUGAACUGCUUAUUACUGUUUUCUGCAGCUCUGAUAAUUUUAAGUUACAAUAAUUGUCAGUUUUAAUGAAACUAAAUAUUGAAAUAAAUUUGAUACCUUUUUAUAAAGAGGUCCUGAUUUUUUGUCUUUUGGAGGGAGGAGUAUUUAAAUUACAUAUGUUGUCAAGUUAAUGUUUCAAAAAGAUGAUGAAUUUCAGUCAGAUAAAUGUGCUAGAAUUAGGAUAGUUUCUCAAAACAAGUCACGGACUCCUGAGAAAGCUGAUAGACCAGCUGUUUUCUUUAGGUUAUUAGCUCCUGGUCCCAGCUCCAGGCACUAAAAUAAUUCAGCAUUUAUGUCAGUCAGCUGGUCUCGGUUGUAUUAUAUUUAUGUAAUAAGGUAUUACACCAUCAAAAUUAAAACGAAACUUGCUUAUAAAGAACCACUGGCCUCCAUAUAUCUUCAGAACCCACAGUUUGGAUGUGACUUAUUUCACAGAAAGUUUCAGUAUAUUUUGUUUAUGGCCAUAUUUAGUGUAGUGUCCAAAUAUUGAAGCAAAAGAUACAGUACUUCUCAUUCAGUAAUGUAAAGGUAUGUAUUUCACUAAAAGUGUUGUUUCUUAAUAUACCUUAAUGACUUAAUGUGGCAA